Molecule: messenger RNA, 1839 nt
Organism: Gastrolobium bilobum
Lineage: Eukaryota; Viridiplantae; Streptophyta; Magnoliopsida; Fabales; Fabaceae
Product: RNA pseudouridine synthase 4, mitochondrial
Exons: 9
Coding region: 3-1295 (430 amino acids)
Biological process (GO): pseudouridine synthesis
Molecular function (GO): RNA binding; pseudouridine synthase activity
Source: RefSeq, a predicted model, not a curated record
ACAUGGCGGCGGAACCCAUCGUCCUCCGUCUCCGAGCGUUGAGUCGUCACUUCUCCGUGACAAGGCAUGAAGCCAAAUGUCUCACUCUGCCUCCCUUCACAGCCACAGCCACAGCCACUCUCAACGCCUCCGCCCUGGGGAAACAACUGUCCCCCACUCCCACCACCGCGCUCAAAUGGGUUAUUCGGUGCUGCCCCGACUUACCCAGAACCCUUGUGCACAAGCUUUUUCGUCUUAGACAGGUUCGAAUAGUCUCUGCUGCCAAUGGCAUACAAGAACAAGACCAUAGAUACAAAAGGGUGGCAGCUAAGGAUACCUUGAACUCAGGAGAUCGGAUCUUUCUUCCUCAGUCUGUCAAAGAAAUCCCUAGACAGAAACCUGACUGUCAUGUCACUGCCAAAGAAAUCAACUUUAUCCGUAGUCUUGUUAUCUAUAAGGAUCCUACCAUUCUUGUCCUGAAUAAACCUUCAGGAAUGCCAGUUCAGGGUGGCAUUAAUAUCAAACGGAGUUUAGAUGUAAUAGCUGCCGCAUGUUUAAAUUAUGAAUACUCAGAACCCCCUCGUCUGGUACAUAGACUAGACAGAGACUGCUCUGGCAUUCUGGUGAUGGGAAGGACACAGACAAGUGCUGCAGUUUUGCAUUCCAUCUUCCGGGAGAAAACUUCCAGGGCGUCAGAUGAUAUUGACACAGAAAAGAGAAUCCUACAAAGAAGGUACUGGGCACUUGUCAUUGGAUGUCCUAGACGUUCAAAGGGGUUGGUUACUGCUUCAUUGGGUAAGGUGGUUGUUGACAAUGGGAAAUCUGAUCGAAUAACUAUCGUUGACAAUUCUAAAUUUUUGUCAUCACAACAUGCAAUUACAGAGUACCGAGUGAUUGGAUCAUCAUCACAUGGUUACACUUGGUUGGAGCUGUCCCCUUUAACUGGUAGAAAACACCAGCUUCGAGUCCACUGUGCUGAGGUGUUAGGUACACCAAUAGUUGGGGACUACAAGUAUGGAUGGCAAGCUCACAGGAAGUUGGGACAUUUUGAUUUGUCUAAUCUGGAGGACUCAAGCGAAGAGCUUCUCAAGGAAGAAAAACUACCAUUUGACCUUAAUUUGAACAAGGGGAGCAUAUCUGAGAAGUGUCCUCGUUUACAUCUUCAUUGCAAGCAAAUAGUCUUGCCCAAUGUAUCUCAAGCGUUGCAAAAUGUGCAAUCAGCUUCCAAUUAUGAUUUUUCACAAAUGGAAGGACUUGAGUUGGUCGCGGCCUUGCCUCCAUACAUGCAAAGAAGUUGGGAUGUCACGAAUUCUUGAGUUAUGGUUAAAAUGUUACUGUGUUUCUAAUUCACUUGAUUCCAUCAAGGUAAUUUCUACCGUUUGAGAUGUUCUACUUUCCAUUGGAUUAACACAAGUCACCAGCUACACAUAAGUUGAGAUCUUGUGCUCUCGCGGUAGUAUUUCGUGCCAGACUGCAAGAACUCAAUUGACAAUUUUCCUCACGCAUUAAGCAUUGACUGGAAACAAUUUUGGGUGCUCACUCAAUGCGAAACGCGACCAUUGAUUGGAAUUAAGAUCAGUAGAUUCACAGGGAUUUAUAACCGGUGAAAUUGUCUACAAAUGACAAUCAUCAGCGCCAAUUCCUGAAUAAAAUUGAAAUGAUAGUUACAAUUGGUUGCUAUAGUCCACGUUAUUAUAGUUGAUAAUACCCAUUUAAGUUUGUUGUAUGCAUGUCCACAUUAAAUCCAAUUAUGUUGAGUAGCUUAUUCAAAUUUAAAAAGUUUCCUUGAUAACCAAAUUUUAGUUUCUGCCAAGUGUCCGUCUGAUUUAGAUGAUUUUAUCCUUAAUAAACCACAAGACA